Hibiscus syriacus is the source of this 1192-nucleotide messenger RNA. RefSeq names its product transcription factor JUNGBRUNNEN 1-like. Lineage: Eukaryota; Viridiplantae; Streptophyta; Magnoliopsida; Malvales; Malvaceae. Gene Ontology annotation, molecular function: DNA binding. Gene Ontology annotation, biological process: regulation of DNA-templated transcription. The transcript is spliced from 3 exons. The coding region runs from base 39 to 983 and encodes 314 amino acids. The record is from RefSeq and is a predicted model, not a curated record.
GACUUUAAGAGACCUGGUUAAAGCACACAGAGAGAUCAAUGGAGGAAUCAAGUGAUGAGAGAGUGAAAGGGAAGGAGGAACAAGUAAAGCUUCCAGGGUUCCGAUUUCACCCAACAGACGAAGAGCUCGUCGGGUUUUAUCUGCAUCGGAAGGUCCACAAAAAACCCAUCAGUAUCGAAAUCAUCAAACAGAUUGAUAUCUACAAAUAUGAUCCUUGGGAUCUUCCAAUGGAGGAAGAAGUUAGCAAUGUGGGAGAGAAAGAGUGGUAUUUCUUUUGCAGGAGAGGGAGAAAAUACAGAAACAGCAUAAGGCCGAAUAGAGUUACAGGUUCCGGCUUCUGGAAGGCCACCGGGAUCGACAAGCCCAUCUAUUCAUCAUCCACCAAAGAACCCCAUCAGCAGCAGCAUUUCGGCACCUGCAUCGGCCUCAAGAAAUCCCUCGUCUACUAUCGAGGUUGCGCCGGUAAGGGCACCAAGACCGAUUGGAUGAUGCACGAGUUUCGCCUUCCACCUGACGGCCAUCACUUCUCCGAACCCCAAGAAGCAGAAGUUUGGACGCUUUGUCGCAUCUUCAAACGAGUCCCAUCGAACAAGAAGUACGCAACCGCGGCAGCGUCUUGGAAAUUCGAUGCCACUGUCAAACAAAACGGAGCUGAUUCCGCAACUUGUUGCAGUAGCCUGGAAGAUGGCUCUCAAAGUCAAAACAGCACCGAGCGGUGCAUGAGCAAACCAGACAUUUUCAUGGACCAUGUUGAUGCAAGAAACUACUUUCUUUUAGGCCGCACUGUUCCAUCGUUGUCAUCAUCCACGUUCAGUUCUGCAAUGCAGCAAUCUCUGUUUACGGCCACUAAUUGCUCCGCCUUCUGGAAUCAUCAGAACAGCGAUGUAGGCGAUGUGUUUAGUAACGGAAACUGGGAUGAGUUAAGACCUGUGGUUGAAGUAGCUCUUGAACCCUACCCCGGCGAUGCCUUUGAUUGUACAUAGAAAGCGAGCAUGCAUGUGGCAGCCAACUAUAGCAUUUUUUCUUCCUUUUCUGAACUGCCUAAUAAUAACAUGGAAAACAAUCUUCUUAGUUCAAAGCAAUGCCGUACCAGAAUGACUGAAUUUAGAGAGAUUGCCGGAGGAUUAAGAUGAAAUGAAGGAGAUGAUAAAGAAUAUGUGUUACAUUAAGCGUGCUUUAGAGAUGAUAUUAU